Molecule: messenger RNA, 4351 nt
Organism: Salarias fasciatus (jewelled blenny)
Lineage: Eukaryota; Metazoa; Chordata; Actinopteri; Blenniiformes; Blenniidae
Product: myogenesis-regulating glycosidase-like
Exons: 5
Coding region: 1-2082 (693 amino acids)
Biological process (GO): skeletal muscle fiber development; carbohydrate metabolic process
Molecular function (GO): hydrolase activity, hydrolyzing O-glycosyl compounds
Source: RefSeq, a predicted model, not a curated record
AUGUAUCAGAUUGUUCCAGUGGCUCCUGGGGAGCAGCACAUCUCAGGGGCAGCGGGUGGGUCCCCACUAAAGAAGAAACUGGCUCAUGAAGGUCGGCCCCUGGUCAUGGCGGGCAUGGUGGGCUGUGUGCUGGUCCUGGCUGCCGUGGUCGCCUGGUGCUACUACUCAGUGUCUCUACGGAAAGCACAGCUACUGAAGACCGAGCUGCUUGACCUCAACAAGGAUGGAUUCAUCAUUCGUAACCAGGGAGGGGCUGUCGUCUUCUCCAUGACUUUCAGGUCUGGCACUCUGGAUCUGGACUCUUGCACAAAGGAGGGAAGCAUUCUGAGUUGUACACAGUCAGAUUCUGGCAAGCUCAACUUCUUCAUCCAGACUGUUCGACCAAAGGACACAGUGAUGUGCUACCGCGUUCGCUGGGAAGAGCUGCAAAACAAGCACACAGUCGAACACGCCAUGGCCUAUAAUGACUCUCACUGGUACGGAGGGGCUGAGAUGGCGACGCCGCGUUGGCCCGUCAUGAUUCAAGGGGAAGAAGAACCACGGCCUUUCAUCACCAGUGACGUCUACUCCAAUCGAAAUGCCUUUGGGGGAAUCCUGGAGCGAUACUGGCUCUCGUCAAAUGCCACUGCAAUAAAGAUUAACGACUCGGUGCCUUUUCAUCUGGGCUGGUCAGAGAGCAGCAGGACACUGAGGUUCCAGGCCCGCUACCAGGACUCCCCCUUUAGACCACCAGAGGGGGAGCCGGCCUUUCCUGAGCUCAGCUACAGGGUCUGCGUGGGCUCCGAUGUUACCUCUAUUCACAAGUACAUGGUCCGUCGCUAUUUUCCAAAGCCUAUUAAAGUCCCGUCUCCUGAAGUGUUCAAGUAUCCAGUGUGGUCCACAUGGGCUCUCCACAAGACCGCUGUCACUCAGGAGAAGCUGCUGCGCUACGCCUCCGACAUCACCAAACAUGGCUUCACGUGCUCCCAUCUGGAGCUGGACGACCGCUACACAGCCGACUACGGAGAAUUUGACUUCGACCCGCAGAAGUUUCCCAACGCCAGCGGGAUGUUUGACAAGCUCAGAGAGGACGGCUUCCAUGUGACGCUGUGGACGCAUCCUUUCAUCAACUAUGACUCCAUCAACUUCGGCGUAGCUGUGGAGAAAGGACUGUUUGUCCGGGAACCGAGCGGCGAGCUGCCUGCUCUGGUCCGCUGGUGGAACGGCAUUGGCGGGAUCUUGGACUUCACCAACCCGGACGCCCGUGAGUGGUAUUCCUCAAAUCUGCGCUUGCUGAAAAAUCGCUAUGACGUUACCUCCUUCAAGUUCGACGCUGGAGAGACGAGCUACCUCCCCCGUCAGUUCAGCACUCUGGUGCCGCUGUCCGACCCGUCCACCUUCACCCGCCGCUACACCGAGAUGGCCAUUCCAUUCAGCGAGCGAGCCGAGCUGCGAGUGGGCUACCAGAGUCAGAACAUCUCCUGCUUCUUCAGGAUCAUAGACAGAGACUCGGUGUGGGGCUACGAUCUUGGCCUCAAGUCCAUCAUCCCCACGGUGCUGACCAUCAGUAUUCUCGGCUACCAGUUCGUCCUGCCGGAUAUGAUCGGGGGGAAUGCUUACCCCAACCGCACUACAGGUGAGGUAGAUGACAAGAGUGGGCUGCCAGACAGAGAGCUGUACAUCAGAUGGUUGGAGUUGUCUGCUUUCAUGCCCGCCAUGCAGUUCUCUAUCCCACCGUGGGCCUACGACGCCGAGGUGGUCCAGAUCGCGCGGAAGUUCACAGAGCUGCAUGAAACUCUAGUUGCCCCGAGGGUUCUCGAGCUGGCCGGCGAGGUUCUGGACACCGGAGACCCCAUCAUCAGGCCUCUCUGGUGGAUCGCCAAUGACGACGAGGUGGCUUAUAAGAUAGACUCCCAGUUCCUGAUUGGGGAUGACCUGAUGGUGGCUCCGGUGCUGGAGCCGGGAAAGCAGGAGAGGGACAUCUACCUGCCCGCAGGUCGAUGGAAAAGCUACAAGGGAGAACAUUUUGACAAAGGCCCCAUGUACCUCACUGACUACUCUGUGGACUUGGAUGAGGUAGCUUUCUUCACGUGGGUUCACUGAAGCCCUGAGAACACACAGACACACACACACAUACACACACUGCACAUGAGCACAGAUGCCAAGUGAUAGCAGAGGUUUUUAAAGGGAAAUAACUUGUGGGGGAUGUGCUUCCAAAGCAGUUUGAUUAGCCUGACGUCUCCUCUGAGCUGCUCUCGAUGUGGAAUUCUGCCUACAGAUUAUUUCCUUCCGCACUCUGAAUCAGAAAAAGCUACUGAUGUAUUUUCUUUCUCUCCUCAUUCUUAAGCUAAUCCUCAUCCUCAUGUGCCUUCCACAGCUAAUUGUAAACCGAUUUCAGAUUGUAUCGUCACUAGUCUUCCACCUACUGGCCAUCGGAUAUUUAAGAAUCUUAGUUCCACGAAGAGAAUAGCGUUGAUCUUGCGGCCAUAGUUUGACGUGUAUAUUUCUGUGUAAAUAGUUCAAGGGUGCCAUAAAGUGAAUGAGGCGUGUCUUUCUCCUGGACUGACAGGGUUGGACACUGAAUCUGGCAAUACGCACGCGCCUGUGCUCGAAGAGCUUGCCUAAUCUACCUGUGAUAACGCUGACCUGCAUUAACAUUGCACUGACAAAAACAUGAAGCUCAUGUUAGUCAACUGCUAUUUAUAUUUGUUAAAUGUUAUUUUUUAUUUAUAGAUAAUAUUUUAAUGGGUGUAAAUACGCGUGAUUGUGGGUUUAAACUUGGGGUACUCGUCCUAAUCAGUACACUACUACGACUUCAGGACUUUUUUUACCUGCAGUGCCAUUCUGUCAUUUUAGUGCCAAAAUCUUCGGCUCCUUCAUGCUUUUUUUUCACCUGGAUGAGUUAAAUUUGCAGCUCAGGGUCCUUUUGAGAAGAAACAUUUUGUGUUGGAUUUUUCUCUUUUUUGAUCCACCAAGUUUUAUUAUCCUACUGCCUUGUGAAACGCCUAAUAAUACUUAAGAUGCCAUAUUUUAAUGUGCCGUCCAUGUUUGCCUUGUGACUUUAUUUCCCUCAUUAGCUAAGCUAAGUAAGCUGGACAUGGAGGACCAGUAGGUAGAUAAAACACAUCUGCACACGGCAAGAAACUUACUCCUCUGCCACUUUGGAUUCUUUAGGUUUUGGCCUUACAAAGACCUUUUAGAAUGAGAUGACGCACCACAGCCUAAAUGUAUUCUUCUGCUACUUAAGGAUGCAUUAACUAUAAAGAGGCAGACAUACUUUUAGCUUUAGUUUUUAAGACAGAAGGCAACAGAGUUCUCACAACUGAUGACCAGCAAAAUGUUAUGUCUCUUGCUUCAUAUGGCUCCUGUGCUGUGUGAUUAGAGAAUGAACGAACUGCUGUGGUCGUACACAGUUUUUGUAAAAUAACAGUAAAUGUACAGUUUCAGUUACUAGCAGAUAAAUACAUUCAUACAUAGCACCUAAAAUGUUGGACUGCAUCUUUGAUGUGCCUUUUUAUUGCUGAUUCUUGAUGAAGCUCAAGGAUUUUACCUGAAAAACAAUGGCCUCAAGCUUAGAGAGGAAAGUAAGUGUCAGUCUUUAGCAUGUUGCAUUCAUUAGGAGAGAAUGUCACUGAAUGACAUUUUCACCCGUAGAAUCUAGACCUUGAUCAGUAGGCACAGUGAGACUUCACCUUCCCCUACUGGUCCAAAAUCAACCCUGAUUAUCUUACUCAGUAGCUCAGAAGCAAAAUACCCGAGUCAGUUUGUGACUGCAGGGUGGGCAGAAUGUAUUCGUCAGCUGAAACUAUACAUUUGUUCCCAUUUUCCAACCGUCACAUAGCAUGCACCCGACUGGAAUUCAGAAAUACUUCCUCUCUCACUGUAAUCAGUGAGACAACAACUGAAAUAUCUUUUUCUCUGCUUUAUUAGAUCGGUUGCUAGCAUGUAAGUAUAGCUCACUGCACGUUCAAUUAUUUUGAAUGCCUCAUUGCAGUGCUUUAAAGCGAUUCUGCUGUUUUUUGAGUCGGGUUAACGAGUCGUGCUUGAAACCGAUCGUGUCUGCACCUGCGACCAUUUGAAGCAGCAUAUGUUCGCAUUUUAUGCAGAACUUUUUCCUGAUACACUCUACAUUAACGUUUUUGAAAAUGUUUCUUGAUAAAUGCACAAUUAUUUGAAAUACCCUUGCAACAUGCUGUGAAUGACAAACGACUACUACUAAGCUGAAAUUUCUAAAUGUGACUGCAGUAAUAAUGUAAAUGAACAUCGUUAUGAGGGACGUGAAAUUUUGAUGUUAGAAUUAAUUAAAGUUCCAUUGUUGGAAAUUUUGUGAAAUUCUUUCAGAAUAAUAAAACUUUGAGGGAAAAGUGCCAAA